UAAUAAAAGAUUAAGGAAGGAGAGAGAAGACAUUCACAUACCCCUGCGGAGAGGAGAGAGAAAGCUCUCCCGGGGAAGAAGACGACGAAGCUCGGAGAGUUGUUGAUUUCGCCGGAAUCAUCAGAUUAAGGAUCGGUUCAGGAGGAAUCGAAAGAGGAAAUGUCAGACCUAGACCGGCAGAUAGAGCAGCUGAAGCGCUGCGAGCCGUUGAGCGAAUCGGAGGUGAAGUCUCUCUGCCUCAAAGCCAUGGAGAUCCUCGUUGAAGAGAGUAAUGUUCAAAGAGUCGAUGCUCCCGUCACUCUAUGUGGUGAUAUCCAUGGGCAGUUCUAUGAUAUGAUGGAGCUUUUCAAAGUUGGAGGUGAUUGCCCCAAGACCAACUACUUGUUUCUUGGUGAUUUCGUUGAUCGUGGAUACUACUCUGUUGAGACGUUUCUGCUUCUACUCGCUCUCAAGGUUAGAUAUCCAGACCGUAUAACUCUCAUCAGAGGAAACCACGAAAGCAGGCAAAUCACACAGGUUUAUGGAUUUUAUGAUGAGUGUUUGCGUAAAUACGGCUCUGUAAAUGUCUGGAGAUACUGCACUGACAUUUUUGACUACAUGAGUCUUUCAGCUGUUGUCGAGAACAAGAUAUUCUGUGUUCACGGCGGUCUCUCUCCAACUAUUAAUACUCUUGACCAGAUCAGGACAAUUGACCGAAAGCAAGAAGUGCCACAUGAUGGCGCCAUGUGUGACCUCCUAUGGUCUGAUCCUGAAGAUAUUGUCGAGGGAUGGGGAUUGAGUCCUCGUGGAGCUGGAUUUCUUUUUGGCGGCAGUGUUGUCACGACUUUUAACCACACAAACAACAUAGACUACAUAGGACGAGCCCAUCAACUAGUUAUGGAGGGCUACAAAUGGAUGUUCGAUAGCCAGAUUGUGACAGUGUGGUCAGCCCCAAAUUACUGUUAUAGAUGCGGUAAUAUCGCUUCGAUUCUAGAGCUGGACGAGAACCUAAACAAAGAGUUCCGUGUGUUCCAGGCAGCCCAGCAGGAUUCGAGAGGGCCUCCCGCCAAAAAACCUGCCCCUGACUACUUCCUAUAAUGUGACAACCCUACUCGUAGAGUAAAACCGAGGAAGAGAACCACAACUCGUUCAUGAGUUGUUUUUAUGUGAGGCAUUGCAAAAGAAGUCUAUACAAUACAAUUGUUUCAGGCCAGAUCUACUUAGGCCAUCGAACUGGGGUUGUUUGAAAACAAGAAAUUGUUGAAAUAUAUUUCUCAUUGUAGUGGUUGUAGUUAAAAGAGUGUCCUUGUCAUAAUUCAAGCUUGUAUUUCCUUUGAAUAUAAAGACCUCAAAACGA
This is a messenger RNA of Brassica rapa (field mustard), 1336 nucleotides long. RefSeq names its product serine/threonine-protein phosphatase PP-X isozyme 1. The record is from RefSeq and is a predicted model, not a curated record. Lineage: Eukaryota; Viridiplantae; Streptophyta; Magnoliopsida; Brassicales; Brassicaceae. Gene Ontology annotation, molecular function: protein serine/threonine phosphatase activity.